Molecule: messenger RNA, 1919 nt
Organism: Mugil cephalus (flathead mullet)
Lineage: Eukaryota; Metazoa; Chordata; Actinopteri; Mugiliformes; Mugilidae
Gene: saxo4
Product: protein phosphatase 1, regulatory subunit 32
Exons: 12
Coding region: 151-1131 (326 amino acids)
Molecular function (GO): phosphatase binding
Source: RefSeq, a predicted model, not a curated record
UCCUAGCAACAGAGACGUGUUUACCUUCAAAAGCAGCACAAGACAGAGAGGUGAACUAACAACCUGGAGGUGCAGCGGAGGCCACAGGCCCAGAGGACUUUUGCUAUCCAUCACUGUUGUCAGUGAAGGUUUCCAUUACAGCAGUCACAGAUGGCUGAGCAAGGGAGGACUGUCACACCGACUGUUGUGGAAACUGGCACGAGGGGACGUCUGACCGGCAACAGAAUGAAACUCUGCAACUCUCCAUCCACACCGUCCUACGACUCUGGCAAACCGAGUUUCACUUCUUACCUCGGACGUCCCAGUAGAUCAGGCUUCACAUCGAACCAGAGACCAGCUGUGUAUUACAGGCCCAGUUUGGACCACACUGACAACCCUCAGUUGGGACUGUUGCUGUCUGACAGUUUCAUGUCUCAAACUAAACGCCACUACCAGCCUCCCAGCCCGUACGAGUGUUCUGUGUCUUUGCCAAACCUCGUCAACAGAGCCAUGGACAGCGGCUUCCACCAGCUGAGGAGCCACCCGAAAACAGAGGCGGAUGUGGAGAAGACAGAAUAUCAGAAGUGGUUUGUGCCGCAUCGUCUCGCACCAGCAGUUGCUCAAUGCCACGUGACCAUGGGAACUAAAGAGGAGAGUGGUUUCACUGAGGGGAAGGAGCUUCAGUUUAACACCUUUCUGGAGAAAAACUGUAGCACGGUUGAACCUCGUUUCACUCCCAGCUCGGUGACAAAGGGUGAUUUCGUGCCGCCGUCCUUUCUGCAGGGAACCGAGCCGACGCCGGGCCUGCGCAGCCAAGCUUGCAGAGAAACAGGAUUCACGAGAGGCGUCAUCGCUCCCUUGGCCUGCCCAAGCUCCCUCCUCCCGUCACCUCACAAAAGCAGUCCACCAACUGUGAUGACAAUUGGAAAAAAGGAGCCCACAGGGUCUCUUCUAAACACUCCAAACAAGCAAGCUUUCCCUAACAGGCCUUUUGAUCAUUCACACUUCACUACACAUUAUAGGAGCAAGUUUUGUCAUCGUGCUGAUUUGGAAAAGCUGAAAUCUGAUCGAAAUUGUGCGGGAAUCAUCAGCGCUAAAACGGGUAACGGCUACAAUGGCCGGGACAUGGACAGGUUCAUCUUUAAGGGCUAGAAAGACCUGUUCAUACCUGCAACAUGGCUGCUGCUUAACACAAAAAUAAACAUUUCGUGUUAAAGCGUUACACUUGGUAUUACACUUAUUGAAAAAUAAAUGUCAGUAAUUCAUUAAAGAUUAAAAACAGUGGGCGUGUCUUUAAGUACAUUUGAAACAUUGCAGCAAAUCUCGAAAUAAUGCAUCUUCUUUACGCUGUUUUACGUUGAAAAGCUGGUGAAUGAGAUGAUGCAUUGCCUUCGACCACCUCGUCACUGACCUACAGAGAAUGAGAGGAGUGUAAACCAAAGAGCAAAUGAAUUACACUCCGACUGAACACAGCACCGAUUCCCAUGGACGUCUGCAGUGUGUCAAACUGUUUUGCCACCCACGCCUCUGGGACGACCUGCAGAGCCUGCGUGGAUGAGGCGGAGGAGGGCUGAGAUUCCACCAGCAACACAUCGUGUGUCAUACGCUGCAGCUCCCAUACUGAGCAGCGACUGUGGGUCAGCUCUCAGAAGCCGCACUAAAUUGUACGUCAUUAGUAUCCGCACUGGAUCCACAAGGAAUAUAUAAAACGCCGCUGAAUGUCAACAAAGCAUAGAUAAUAAAUCCUGUGUAAUUAUCCUCCUACAUCUUCUCGUGGUGAACAGUGAAACAAUAUACUGUGUGAAUUUCAGCUACGCGUGGCUCUACGGAGGAGGAGUGUUCGUGGAGACAUUCACCGUACCCCGACGAUCAUUCCCACAGAUGCUGGUGACCCUUUCACCUUUUAUCUGGCACCACCAUCAGAUCAAAAUUCAAAUUUG